GAUGACCAGAGACUGCGGACACAGUACAGGGAUGACCAGAGACUGCGGACAGUACAGGAGAUGACCAGAGACUGCGGACAGUACAGGGAUGACCAGAGACUGCGGACACAGUACAGGGAUGACCAGAGACUGCGGACACAGUACAGGGAUGACCAGAGACUGCAGACACAGUGCAGGGAUGACCAGAGACUGCAGACAUAGUACAGGGAUGACCAGAGACUGCGGACAGUACAGGGAUGACCAGAGACUGCAGACAGUACAGAGAUGACCAGAGACUGCAGACAUAGUACAGGAGAUGACCAGAGACUGCAGACA
Molecule: messenger RNA, 315 nt
Organism: Staurois parvus
Lineage: Eukaryota; Metazoa; Chordata; Amphibia; Anura; Ranidae
Source: the annotation of a GenBank genome assembly